GGAUUUCUCCGUCAAACAAAAUGGCUUUUAGUGUUUGAGCAGAAGGUGUUUUGUUCUCAGAUUUUCAAGUGAAUUUUCAGUGCGUAGUUACAGGAAUAUUUCAGGAUAAAUAGUGAAAAGCAUCGUGGGAUUGUCAUCUCUAGCCAGACAGUGAAAAAUCUGCAAGAAAUUGUUCAGCAAAAGGAUUGAGCACAGAGAAGUUGCGAGGAAGAUUUCUCAGAGGCAAACAAUAUGGAGUCGCAAGUUGUGGACAAAAUUCACAUUAACAAUUCAACGAGUAUCUCGUUGAAUGAUCGCUUUACGUUCAUGCAAAAUGUCACGGGGCCUCUCCAGAGAGCCUCCCGUGAACGCUCACGUUCUCGUUCACGAUCACGCUCUCGCUCACGCACGCGCAACUUUGGACGUGAGCAGAAUAUCCAGCGGAACAAUGCUAAUGUUCUGGGAGGCUCCGCCCGCAGCAUGAAUCUCAUCAAGCGUCUAACCCAGAAGCACAAUCUUCUGUCCGAAAUUGCCUUGCGAAGGAGAAAUUUUCGCAACGGUGGCGGUGCCCCAAUGAGGCCACAAAUUGCCAAUCAGCGCCGCAAUCUAAAUGCUCUCAAGAGAGCCGCGAAGGCUUUCAAUGUUCAACCGAAUGGUAGACGCCUCUCGAGAGCCAAUAGUUUGUCCAAUCUUGCAACUGUGACAGACCAAUUUAGUGGCGGCAGAUUGAGUCGCACAUCAUCCAUGUCCAAUAUUGCAAAUCGCAUUGGGCAGAGGCGCCGAGGAGGACCACCGAAUGUCAGGGGUGGACAGUUGCAGAGGACAAAUUCGCAGAGGAACUUGAGACGAAUGGGCAGCAAGCAGAACAUCAAUAAUUUCACACCGAAGCGUCUGCAGAAUAAAGGAGCAGGAGGAGGACCUCCGGGACAGAGGAAGGGAUCUGUCAACAGUCGUCUGGGAAGAGCUGCUGCCAUUCAGGUGACAUCACCAAGGGGACCUGGACGUACUCGUGUCUUCCGCAGGAGGGAUACAGGAGCGGCGGCAAGAGGAGGCGGUGCCAAUGCUGGAAGGAUCGGUUUGCAAGGAAGAAUUGGACAACCGCAGCAACAACAGCCAAGAGGAAGAUCCAGGAAUAGGAUGCCGCGCAAUGCCAAUGGUGGUAAUCCACAGCAACAACGAGGACGUUCACAGUCACGCAAUCGGCGUCAGAAUCAGAAUCAAAAUCAGAAUCAGAAGGGCAGAAGUAGGAGCAGGAGCAAUAGGCGCAACAGAAGCCGAAGCCGUGGACGUAAUGAACAUUCUUGUAACUGCCAAUACCGUCUGAAGAUCGGACAUUCUCAAGUAUUUCCUGUUUUCUUUGCAGAAAUUGGUCGACAACCGGCAAAGAGUAAGGAGCAAUUGGAUAUGGAAUUGGAUCAGUACAUGUCGAAUAGCAAUUCGAAUUAAAAAUGGAAAUAUGUUUUUAUAUUAAAUCAUUGUGCACGGAUUCUCUACACGGACUAAAGGAAAUCUUAUAUGUACCAAUCAAAGAUGUUGAAUUUAAUUUGUAAGAGAGAAAACAACUUCAAGAAGGAGAUUUUUUUUUCGCUGAAUCUUGUGAAAAUAAAUUAAGCUGAAAAUGAGUGAAUAAAUUAUUCAGACUGUA
This is a messenger RNA of Phlebotomus papatasi, 1624 nucleotides long. RefSeq names its product serine/arginine repetitive matrix protein 2-like. The record is from RefSeq and is a predicted model, not a curated record. Bases 232 to 1425 code for a protein of 397 amino acids. The transcript is spliced from 5 exons. NCBI's taxonomy places the organism in Eukaryota, Metazoa, Arthropoda, Insecta, Diptera, Psychodidae.